GUCAUUGCAAUGCUUAAGUUAUAGAUAAUAUGACAAGCUUAAACGAACUUCAACUACGAGCGCAACUGUGCACGAGCAUGAGAGCAAGCUUGAAGGACAGCAACACAAGCACAGGAAAAGUCAAACAGUUUAUCAAACUGAUUUCGCUUAUCGUGCUUUCUUAUACAUAAUAAUCACAGCAAACUGAAAGAGAAUUUGUGAAUUUUCAGACACGGAAAAUAUUGGUUAAUUUAAUAUUAGGUUUCCAGUUUCUCAAAAUGUUGAAACACUCGAAACUUUUUAAAUUUCAAACACUUAUUUGAAAGUAACUAGUUUAAGGUCAUUUUUGUGCAAAGACCAAUUCGUGAGCGUGUCCGUAGAGUUUAUUGGAUAAUAAUUACAUUCCUUCUUUUCGUGUGUUCCACUGUACAUAUAUCUACAUAUUUGUAAAUGAAUUACCACCUAAACUUCGCGUUCAGUGCAAGUCUUGGCAUAUGAUGGCAUUAACGAAGCGAAUAAAAUGUUUUAAAUAUUUAGUUUACAGCUACGUCGUGCUCUUAAUGGUAACUGGUGCUGCCCAAAUCUUGGUUGGUACAAUUCUGUUAUGGGGUCAUUCUGGUUAUUACGGCAUUGUCCAAAAUAGACUAUGGGCGCCAGCUGCAAUACUUUUGUGUUUAGGACCAAUUACAUUUCUUCUUUGCUGGAUGGGAUGCCAAGCUACAAACCAAAGGAAGCGAUGUUUAUUGGGAACGUUCAUAGCAGCGCUCGUGGGAUGCAUUUGCUUUCAAUUCUUCAUAUGUGGCUGGUCGUUGGCAAUGCGUGAAAGCCUUCCAACUUCUGUAGAAAUUUUCAUAGAUGAUUCGUUUGUUGAAUUCCUUGAUAAAUUUUCUAGGACAAAGGUUGACAAUUUGCAUUUAUGGAACCGUAUGCAAUCGCAGCUCCAGUGCUGUGGCGUAGAUGGUCCCCUGGAUUAUCGUCGGCUCUCCCUUCCUUGGUCUUGCUGCUCACGACCAGAACAUGCUUAUGAGUCCGCAUGUGACACUCAUUAUAAACGAGGUUGUUUAUCCGUUGUAUCUGAGCAAAUUAGAAAUCGAUUACUACUAACGUCUUUAGGCUCAGCAACAAUCGCUGUUUUACAGAGUUUGGGCGUAUUUUGUGCAGUUCAUUUAGCAAUUUUAUUUGGAAAAAGUGAAAAUAAUCAUAAUAUUAAUAAUUUAAGCAAAAAACGCCAACAACAGUUUCUUCCUUUAUCGAUUCAAGAUAAACGUCAUGAUAUGCCCUCUCCUCUUAGUCUUUCACCUUCAGCUCCUGGUCAUCGGAUUAUUAAAACUUCAAAGCCACCAACUAUGCCGAAAUGACAGACAAUUAGUUUUUAAAAUGGACAAAUAAUUUAAUUCUUUACAUAUUGUAAAAUGAGAUGGAAUGUAGAUAAUUGUGACCCUCAAACUUUUUAUUUAGUUUC
Molecule: messenger RNA, 1441 nt
Organism: Rhagoletis pomonella (apple maggot)
Lineage: Eukaryota; Metazoa; Arthropoda; Insecta; Diptera; Tephritidae
Gene: TM4SF
Product: leukocyte surface antigen CD53
Exons: 5
Coding region: 474-1337 (287 amino acids)
Biological process (GO): protein maturation; protein localization to plasma membrane
Cellular component (GO): membrane
Source: RefSeq, a predicted model, not a curated record